UGAUUUACGAGGCAGUUCGUACUAGCUUAUUCUUUUCUCUGCUACCUUUGAGCAGGACUCUGGCUUUUCUCACAUUUCAUUAAGGGGACGCGAUUCUUUGAGAUUUGAAGUUUGUUUAUGUUGUAAACAAAGUAUUUCUUUUUACUUAUUGUUUCUAUUUGUUUUAUUUUUGCGUGAAAUUUUGGGAGCGCUUCAGAAUGAGUAUGUGGACUUCUUCGAUCCAUUUACCUAAAUUUAGCAACCGUUUUAUGGGUAUUUUAGGGCCCCAUGGAAAUUGCUCAUUGCGUUCUUCUGGAAUUCUUGCUUUCCGUCCUAUUCGAUGUUUCUCUCAGACCCCUAGUCCAUGGAACCAAGACUCCGAUUUAUUAGAGACCGGAGAGCGAACUGGGUCUAGUAUUUUUUCUUCCCUACCAAAUGAAUUUCAGGCACCUUCUCGUGAACCUUCUCAGCAAAAAUCUCGCCCAUGGAAACGGAUAUCUACGAAGCGUCUUUUAACCAUGGAUCCUUCUUACACACAUCAAUCGAAUAUUCUCCGCUCAUCCUUAAAAAAAGCUGGCAACCUUUGUCGUCAAAUCGCCAGAAAGCCUUUCUAUCAUGCACUUUUACAGAUGAAGUUCUCCGAAAAGCGCGUUUCCCGAUCUAUCGCUUCUGCUCUCGUAAAUGCACGCAAGAAUGCCGUUAGCAAAGCCGGUCUUGAUGAAAAGACCCUUUACAUCGACCAGGCAUGGGUGGGAAAGGCAACUUAUAUUAAAAAAAUUAUUACUCGAGGUCGCGGUGGUCAUGCUGUUGAGAGACGUCCUCGAGUUCGUGUUACCGUCCUUCUUAAAGAUGAACGUGCACUUCUACGUGAUCUACAACGUCGAAAUGAUAGAACAAACAGCCGUCGUGUUUGGUCCCCUCUACCCAACCGCCCUAUUUACAAUAAACUUAAUGCUUUUACCUGCUAAACCCUUUCCUAAACAACAUCUAAGCUUGAUCAAUUCUAAUUUAUAUCUCUUUCUCUUUUACGUAUAGCUGUUUCCCUCCUUUCAUUAUGGUGAUUACCAAUAGCACAACCAAACAAAUAACAAAUUAAUUACAGCGAAUUUCUCUAGCACUGUUCAUUGUUUUUUAUCCAUUUUUAAAUUUAUACAUUCAUUAAUCUUUAUAAAAAAGUACUGCUAAACGAAUACAUGUUCUUUUCCGUGCGAACA
Messenger RNA from Schizosaccharomyces cryophilus OY26, 1193 nucleotides. RefSeq names its product ribosomal protein subunit L22. Lineage: Eukaryota; Fungi; Ascomycota; Schizosaccharomycetes; Schizosaccharomycetales; Schizosaccharomycetaceae. Bases 198 to 947 code for a protein of 249 amino acids. The transcript has a single exon. The record is from RefSeq and is a predicted model, not a curated record. Gene Ontology annotation, cellular component: mitochondrial large ribosomal subunit; ribosome. Gene Ontology annotation, molecular function: structural constituent of ribosome. Gene Ontology annotation, biological process: ribosome assembly; translation.